AGUUCACUUCAGCACUUUGGCAUGACGAAGCAAGUUACUGCAGGCAGAGUGACGUCACAUCCCUGCAGAUUCACGAAGAUGAGUUAUUUGGAAGAAGUGGAGGACAGACCAGAGUCCCCAGUGUCCAUCUGUCUGCCUGUGAAAAAUGACCAAAUUAAAGAUGAACCUCCACUCUUCAGUAAUGAACCUGGACCUUCACAUACAAAACAGAGAGCAAAGUCUCCAGGAUCCGUCUGUCUGUCUCUGAAGAGUGACUGGUCUGUAAGGAAUCCUCCACUCUUCAGUAAUGAACCUGGACCUUCAGACACAAAAGAGGAGAAGGAGGAGCAGCUGUCCUGCUGUGCUCUGUGUCAGGAUGUCCUGAAGGAUCCAGUCUCUUCCAGCUGUAGACACUGGUUCUGCAGUCAGUGCGUCACCUCAUACUGGGACCAGUCUGCUUCAUCAGGAGACUCCUCCUGUCCCCAGUGUGGAGACGGAUCCAGAACAGGCAGUCACACCAGCACUGUACAAACAGAUGUUGGUCUGCAGGAGGUUUUAGACGAACAUAAGAUCAGUCUGAAGAGCAGAUGUGAACGUGUGACUGAAGGAACUAAUGAAAGAGGAAGUGAAACCCUCCUAAACAGGAUCUACACUGAGCUCUACAUCACAGAGGGACAGAGCGAAGACGUUAAUACCCAACAUGAGGUGAGACAGCUUGAGACAGCGUCCAAGAAGAAGACCCUCCAGGACACUCCAAUCAAGUGCCACGACAUCUUUAAAGCCUUACCUGACCAACAGAAACGCAUCAGAGUCGUUCUGACGAGCGGCGUCGCUGGCGUUGGAAAAACCUUCACGGUGCAGAAGUUCACUCUGGACUGGGCCGAGGGUUUGGAGAACCAGGAUGUCAGUCUGGUGGUUCUGCUUUCGUUCAGGGAGCUGAACUUGAUCAGAGAUGAGCGGUUCAGUCUCCUCUCGCUGCUCCAUGUUUUCCAUCCGACAUUACAGAAGGUCACAGCAGAGGAGCUCGCCGUCUGUAACGUUUUGUUCAUCUUUGACGGCCUGGACGAAAGCAGACUUUCUCUGGAUUUCAACAACAGUGAGGUCGUAUCUGAUGUCACACAGACGUCAUCAGUCAACCUGCUGCUGACAAACCUCAUCGAGGGGAAUCUGCUGCCCUCGGCUCUGGUCUGGAUCACUUCCCGACCCGCGGCAGCCGAUCAGAUCCCUCCUGCACGUGUUGACAGGGUAACAGAAGUACGAGGCUUCACCGACGCCCAGAAGGAGGAGUACUUCAGGAGGAGAGUCGGCGAUGAAGAGCUGUCCAGCAGAAUCAUCUCACACAUCAAGACAUCCAGGAGCCUCCACAUCAUGUGUCUGAUCCCAGUCUUCUGCUGGAUCACGGCUACAGUUCUGGACCACAUGUUGACCACAGAGCAGAGAGGAGAGCUGCCCAAGACCCUGACCGACCUGUACUCACACUUCCUGCUGGUUCAGACAAAGAGGAAGAAGCACAAGUAUGAUGAGACGAGUCCACGGGAGCUGACGGAGGCUGACAGGGAAGUUGUUCUGAAGCUGGGGAGGCUGGCGUUUGAACAUCUGGAGAAAGGAAACAUCAUGUUCUACCAAGAAGACCUGGAGCGAUGUGGUCUGGAUGUCACAGAGGCCUCGGUGUACUCAGGAGUUUGUACCCAGAUCUUCAGAAGAGAGAGCGUGAUCUUCCAGAAAACCGUCUACUGCUUCGUCCAUCUGAGCGUUCAGGAGUUUCUGGCUGCAGUCUACGUGUUUCACUGUUACACCAACAGGAGGACAGAGGUCCUGGAGGACUUCCUGGGGACAGACCAGUAUGAUUACAAAUCCCUGGAUGUCUUCCUGGAGAGAGCCAUGGAGAAAUCCCUCCAAAGUGAGAAUGGUCACCUGGACCUGUUUGUUCGCUUCCUUCAUGGCCUCUCUCUGGAGUCCAACCAGAGACUGUUGGGAGGCCUGCUGGGUCAGACUGACAACAGUCCAGAGAUCAUCCAGAGAGCCAUCAGAAACCUGAAGGAGAUGAACACGGACGAUAUCUCUCCUGACAGAAGCAUCAACAUCUUCCACUGUCUGCUGGAGAUGAACGACGACUCAGUCCAUCAGGAGAUCGAAGAGUUCCUGAAGUCAGAGACCAGAUCAGAGAGGAGACUCUCUGAGAUCCAGUGCUCGGCUCUGGCCUACGUGCUGCAGAUGUCAGAGGAGGUUCUUGAUGAGUUGGACCUGAUGAAGUACAACACAACAGAGGAGGGACAAUACAGACUGAUUCCAGCUGUGAGGAACUGCAGAAAGGCUCAACUCUCUGGCUGUGGACUCAGUGAGACUCACUGGGAAGUUGUGGCCUCAGCUCUGAAGUCCAACCCCUCUCAUCUGACAGAGCUGGACCUGAGCUGCAACGACCUGCAGGAUUCAGGGAUGAAGCAGCUGUGUGCUGGACUGGAGAGUCCAAACUGCAGACUGGAGACUCUGAGACUGAUGAAUUGCAGGUUGUUGGAGAUCAGCUGUGCUUCUCUGGCCUCAGCUCUCAAGUCCAACCCCUCCCAUCUGACAGAGCUGCAUCUGAGUGGAAACAACCUGCUGGAUUCAGGAGUGAAGCUGCUGUGUGGUUUUCUGGAGAGUCCAAACUGCAGACUGAAGACUCUGAGACUGAGUUCCUGCAGGCUGUCAGAGAUCAGCUGUGCUUCUCUGGUCUCAGCUCUGAAGUCCAACCCCUCCCAUCUGACAGAGCUGGACCUGAGCCUCAACGAGCUGCAGGAUUCAGGAGUGAAGCUGCUCUGUGAUUUUCUGGAGAGUCCAGACUGCAGACUGAAGACUCUGAGACUGAGUUCCUGCAGGUUCUCAGAGAUCAGCUGUGCUUCUCUGGCCUCAGCGCUGAAGUCCAACCCCUCCCAUCUGACAGAGCUGGACCUGAGUGACAACAAACUUAAGAAAUCAGAAGUGAUGCUGCUGUGUGACCUUGUGGAGAGUCCAGACUGCAAACUGGAGAUUCUGAGCCUCUAAGGAUCUCGGUCAGAGCGAGUGAUCAGAAAGGUGGACAUGUUGAGAGGAUCAGCUGAUGGUCCAGAGAGGCCGAAGCAGCAGCAUCAAACUGGUAUGGAGAGACUCGGACUGGACCAUGUUACUGGGAGGUGGAGUGGAAAUGACUCUCAGUGCUGCAGUCUAAUUAUUUUUUUCACUAUUCUUUUUUUGUUUUCUACAUUUUUUAUGUUAUUGUGUGA
Molecule: messenger RNA, 3218 nt
Organism: Plectropomus leopardus (leopard coralgrouper)
Lineage: Eukaryota; Metazoa; Chordata; Actinopteri; Perciformes; Serranidae
Source: RefSeq, a predicted model, not a curated record